This is a messenger RNA of Haemonchus placei, 465 nucleotides long. The record is from the annotation of a GenBank genome assembly. NCBI's taxonomy places the organism in Eukaryota, Metazoa, Nematoda, Chromadorea, Rhabditida, Trichostrongylidae.
AUGUCGAAAAUGGGAUGUCCUCAGUCAGACACUGAUCCAAACACUGUGACGAUUCUUCGUAAAGGAGGGCCGGUGAACAAAACUUUGAAGUCAAAUGCGGCCCUAAAUGCUGCCCUCCGUACUGGUGCUGCCGUUGAAUCUCAAAAGAAGAUGAUGGCUGGUGGAAAUCGCCAACAUACCAGCAACAAAAACACUCUAAGACUUGAUGAAGAAACGGAAGAACUUCAUCACGAACGAGUUCCCUUGUCAUUAGGAAAGGCGAUGCAGCAAGCUCGUCAAGCCAAGGAAUGGACCCAAAAGGAUUUGUCCACCGCGAUAAAUGAAAAACCGCAAGUGGUGGCCGAAUAUGAGAACGGAAAGGCUGUCCCAAAUCAGCAGAUCCUCGCGAAAAUGGAACGCGCUCUGGGGGUGAAACUGCGCGGCAAGGACAUAGGCCAACCGUUGGGUACCAAACAUAAGAAGUAA